Calypte anna (Anna's hummingbird) is the source of this 2317-nucleotide messenger RNA. RefSeq names its product membrane primary amine oxidase. Gene Ontology annotation, cellular component: plasma membrane. The transcript has 4 exons. The record is from RefSeq and is a predicted model, not a curated record. Gene Ontology annotation, molecular function: quinone binding; copper ion binding; primary methylamine oxidase activity. NCBI's taxonomy places the organism in Eukaryota, Metazoa, Chordata, Aves, Apodiformes, Trochilidae. Gene Ontology annotation, biological process: amine metabolic process. The coding region runs from base 1 to 2271 and encodes 756 amino acids.
AUGAACCCCAAACUUCCCUACAUUCUCCUGACCGGAGCUGCGGUGAUCAUCUUCAUUCUGUCCUGCAUGCUGCUGAGCCGGGGCAGGCAAUCACCCAGCUGUGACUCCCGGCCCCACAUUGUGGAGAAGAUGGGAUCCACGAGCCAGAGCCUGAUCUUUGCCGACCUGACCCCCGAGGAGAUGGUGCAAGUGGUGCGGUACCUGCAGGGACACCUCGGGGUGCAGCUGGUCGACGCCUCGCUUGCAAAGCCCUCUGAGAGCUGCAUUGCCUCUGUCGACGUCCAGAUCCCCCCCAAGGCUGAGGUGCUGCGGUUCCUGGAUGAGGGGGGGGCUCGUCCCGCCCGGGAGGCCUUGGCUGUGCUGUACUUUGGGAACCAGCUGGACCCCAACGUCACCGAGUACGUGGUGGGGCCGCUGCCGACGCCAACGUAUCACCGGGACGUGACGGUGCAGAAGUACGGGGGGAAGGUGCCGUACCACCGCAGACCCAUGCUGGGCAGUGAGUAUGAGCAGCUUGAAGUGUUCCUAAAGACGAUGGCAUUUGCUGCAGCCCCGACCUUCCUGAAAGAAGUGUUUGAGUAUGAUGGCACCAAUGUGGCCUUUCAAACCACAGCCCCUCAUGGGUUCCACUCUGGAGACCGUAAGUCCUGGUUCAUCGUGUUUCAGAACGUCAGCGGGUUCUUUGUGCACCCGGUGGGGCUGGAGGUGCUGGUGGACCACAGCAGCCUGGACAUCUCCCAGUGGGCGGUGAGCAGGGUCUUCUACAACGGGCAGUACUACAGGGACAUGGCUCAGCUGGAGAGCGCCUACGUGCAGGGUCGCAUCAGGGUGGAGAAGGUGAGGAAAGUGCCUCAGGACGGGGAGUUCUCCUCCAUGAAGCCCCGAGCGCCGCCAGCCGCCCUGUUCCCUUUGCAGUACGAGCCCCAGGGACCCCGCUACAGCGUCCGGAACAACCACGUCCUCUUCCAGGCCUGGAGCUUUGCCUUUGGGAUGAGCGGGAGCAGGGGCCUGCGCCUCUUUGACAUCCGACACAAGGGGGAGAGGGUGGCCUAUGAGAUCAGCGUCCAAGAGGCGCUGUCAGUGUACGGCUCCAACUGCCCUGGGGGGAUGUCCACCAGGUACAUGGACGGGAGCUUCGGCAUCGGGCGCUAUACCUCCCCCUUGGUGCGAGGCGUCGACUGCCCCUAUUCAGCGACCUACCUGGAUGUCCACUACCUGGCUCAUUCCCAGCUCCCCAGAGUUAGUAAAAACGCUCUCUGCAUCUUUGAGCAGAACCUGGGCUCCCCCCUGAGGCGCCACUACUCCAACUUGCAGUCUCUCUACUACGGGGGGCUGGUCAACUCUGCUCUGGUGGUUCGGUCCAUCGCCACUGUGGGCAACUACGACUACGUGUGGGACUUCAUCUUCUACCAGAGCGGAGCCAUCGAAGGCAAGGUCCAGGCCACAGGCUACCCAAGUUCAUCCUUUCUCCACGGGGAUGGUCUGAGAUAUGGCAAUAGGGUUUGGGAGCACACGCUGGGUAUGAUACGCACCCAUUCUGUCAACUACAAAGUGGACCUGGAUGUGGGAGGGGUUAAAAACUCCCUGGUUGCCCACGACAUGGCAUUUGAGAUGACAAGGGCACCCUGGAGCAUGGAGCAGCAGAUAGAGCGCCCACGACUCACCAAGAAAGUCCUGGACACAGAGGACCAGGCUGCCUUCCGGCUCCAGUCAAAGAUGCCCAGAUACAUCUACUUUGCAGCCAACAGCAAAAACAAGUGGGGUCACCAGCGUGGUUACAGGAUCCAGAUCACCAGUUUUGCAGGGGACCAUGUCCCUGAAGCCAGCUCCAUGGAGAAGGCCAUCAGCUGGGCAAGGUACCAGCUGGCUGUCACCCGGAGGAAGGAGAAGGAGCCCACCAGCACCAGCAUCUACAACCAGAAUGACCCCUGGACUCCCACUGUUGCCUUCGCUGACUUCAUCAACAAUGAGACCAUCACCAAUGAGGAUCUGGUUGCCUGGAUAACCACCGGCUUCCUUCACAUCCCACACUCUGAGGAUAUUCCCAACACUGUGACCGUGGGAAACUCAGUUGGCUUUCUCCUGAGACCCUACAACUACUAUGACCUGGACCCCUCCAUAUACUCACAUGAUGGAGUGUUCUUCACCAGCGAGCAGGACUUCACCUCCUGUGAGAUCAACCCCGUGGCAUGCCUGCCCAAAACUGCCUCUUGUUUGCCAAACUUCCCCCCAUUCACCUAUGAUGGCUUCCAAAAUACGAGCAGGCUCUAACACUCCAGGAUGAUGUUAGGAGACAGAUUCAGAGGCACCAGGUUGA